AGAAUUCCUCGCACAAAGUGGCGGAUGUUUGGAAAGUGAUCGGUGUGACCGCCGUUCUGGGUAAUUGCACUACCGCCCGCCUCUCAUGCAGUUCCUCCAAUUCUCAGUCGCACCCGCCGAGCAGACUUUCAAGAUGCACGCGACCUGCGCUUGCAGCUGUAGCCCGUGGUGCUGAGGUCCUCACGGUGGGCGACGACGACGACGACGAACCAACGAGGCGCACGCGAGGUGGGCUGCUUAUGGAAUGGCGCAACAGCGGGCGUCUGUUGUGCAGCCGCCCAUCAGCUGGGCAUUCGGCAAGUGUUGCAUGCCCGCCUACUACUGUGCGUCUCGCCGCUCGCUGCACACAGCCGUACAGUACAGCCGCACGGACCGCCAGCUCAAACCCAGCCGCCGUCACAAAGAAGCAGGUCUCGCCCGCGGGCGUGGCUGCAGAUCACCAAUGCUAUCGGGACGUGAUGGCGCGAGAAGCUGUGCACGCGUGCUCCUUAGCGUGAUGUCGGCUGGGGGACCGGCCCUCGUCCUCUCCACAGAUUUGCCGUAUGAAACGUUGUCCCUCCAGUCUAGCCUCACCCACACCCAUUCCUCUCUGAAGCGUGCUCCCGCUAUCUGCGGAGGUCCGAGGAUGACUGUUUCUUCCCAUGCUUUUUACGUGCAGAAGUCCUCAGCUUCUCGCAUCCAUACGAAUCCUUACACCCACGCCUUCACAGACCGCUCGCCUGAGCUCGACACUUCCGGCAUUAAAUGCGAUUCACUCCCUUCAGAUGCAUCGUGCCCUCCGCACUUUGACAGCUCUUUGAUGGAUGGGAUUCGGCUCCGAUGCCAUCUCUUCGCUGCUUUAUGCAGUGCGACCCUUCUCAAAUCAGUGUUGGGCUAUCGUGAAUCCGGCCUCGCUGCGCCCAUCAUCGGCACUAGUCUUCCCCAGCCAACCUCUGGUGUUUACUCUCCCAUGUAUCCAAGCAACAUCGAGGGAAUUACCGAUCGCACCGUUACUAUACAACACGGCGACUGAGACUCUACGCGAUAUUCCUGCCAACAAAUGUCUCUUUCUAAUACGGCACCUCAUCAAACAGCUUUGAUAUGCUCUCUCCAUAGUGGCUUCUCCGAAUGACCUCGGCAAGUACGGUUCCGAUGUCAAUCACCUCGAUUUUACUGCACUUAGCCAAGUUUUCUUGCUGCGGCAGCGUGUUGGUAACGAUCAGUUUCUCCAGAACGCUCUCCUCGACAGUCUUUAAGGCGUUGCC
This is a messenger RNA of Laetiporus sulphureus 93-53, 1244 nucleotides long. RefSeq lists its product as uncharacterized. The record is from RefSeq and is a predicted model, not a curated record. The coding region runs from base 245 to 1012 and encodes 255 amino acids. The transcript has a single exon. Lineage: Eukaryota; Fungi; Basidiomycota; Agaricomycetes; Polyporales; Laetiporaceae.